AUGGCAGGCAUAGACGGUGACACAAUUGUUCGAUUACCAGGAGGACGAGUCCAGGGCUUCCUCACAGAUGACGGAGAGGUCUUUCGAGCGCGAGGGGUCAGAUACGCCACGGCCGAACGGUUCCGGGAAUCUCGUCUCGUUGACCGCUGGGACGAUGUCUGGGACUGCACCAAACCGGCGGUGCUCAGCCCGCAAUUGCCAUCACGUCUGGCCGUGGUGGUUGGAGACAUCCAGGGCACCAGGCCACAGUCGGAGGACUGCCUGCACGUUUCCAUCGCCGCCCCGGCCAGUGCGGUGGGAUCCGCGGGGAAGAGUACGGGGGGAGCGUUGCCCGUCAUGGUCUUCUUCCACGGCGGCGCCUACGUGUCCGGCGGUGGCGACCUGGAUUGCUACGACGGCACGCCGUUGGCACGGCGAGGGGUCGUGGUGGUCAACGUGACUUACCGCUUGGGCGUCCUGGGUUAUUACCCCGUGGGCGACGACGGUGUCGCUUCGCCCAACCUCGGCCUGUCGGAUCAGAUCACGGCUCUCAAAUGGGUGCAGACGAACAUUCCCUGUUUCGGUGGGGAUGCCGGAAACGUCACCCUCUUUGGACAGUCGGCGGGUGGCGACUCGAUCUUCUCCAUGUUGCUCCUCGACGAAACUCAGGAUCUUUUCCAUCGGGCCAUCUUACAGAGCGCGCCGUUUGGGGAGAGAACCAAGCCCUUUGCGGAGCGGCAGAAGAUGGAAAAGCGGAUGGGCGAGGCAAUGAUUGAAUCCCUUGCCGGUCAAAACAUCAAGGAUAUACCGUUUGAAGAGGUGCUCAAGACGCCACAGGUCAAGGCUGCGAUGGCGGCCAAAGAAUUUCCGACGGGCGUUAUGCCGUUCGCACCGUCGUUCUAUCGCCGCCCCUAUGAAGGAACCAUCACCCAGGCGAUGAGCAGCCUCGACGACGUCAGUCGGAUCCGCAAACCCGUCCUGAUAUCUUACACCCGAGACGACGGGGCGAUAUUCGCCAGGAUGGACGGUUGGUUGGGUCCGCUCUUGAAAAUCCCUCUCCUCGGGCGCGUCGCUUUGUCCUUCAAGGAGUGGUUGUACACGGGACAGAUAUUCGGGUGGGGAAGUGAAAAGAUGUACAGCAAGAUUUCCGACGCGGGGGGGAAUGCGGCUCUGGUGUACUUUUCACACAGGUUCCAGUACGGUUUGGGUGCCGCCCACUGUAUAUGCCUUCCCUACCUGCUGGGGUCGUGGUCGGCUUGGGAACGUGCACCUAUGCUCCAGGGCCCGAAUGCGAAGGACAUCGUCGCCCGCGUCGGGCCUGAAGUUCGUAAGCUGUGGGUUGCUUUUGCCAGCGGCUCGAACUUACAGGGGAAACGCUUCGAGAUCAAUGAUUCUUUUCGGUUCGAGUGA
Molecule: messenger RNA, 1389 nt
Organism: Exophiala oligosperma
Lineage: Eukaryota; Fungi; Ascomycota; Eurotiomycetes; Chaetothyriales; Herpotrichiellaceae
Exons: 1
Coding region: 1-1389 (462 amino acids)
Source: RefSeq, a predicted model, not a curated record